Schistocerca piceifrons (Central American locust) is the source of this 2945-nucleotide messenger RNA. Its product is annotated as angiogenic factor with G patch and FHA domains 1. Gene Ontology annotation, molecular function: nucleic acid binding; protein binding. The record is from RefSeq and is a predicted model, not a curated record. The coding region runs from base 783 to 2207 and encodes 474 amino acids. NCBI's taxonomy places the organism in Eukaryota, Metazoa, Arthropoda, Insecta, Orthoptera, Acrididae. The transcript is spliced from 9 exons.
GAACAGAAAAGUGUGUGUCAAGCACUGUGUUGACACUAUGAAAGUAUUCUAUCACUGUGGUGCCUGACAUAUAUUUUUCUGUCCACCUGAAAACGACUUUGUGGCCAUAAUCGGACAUUUGUAGUUAAAUGAAUGCAUGUUAAUAAAUAAACGUAGUCAAGGUGGAAAUAAACAUGUUGCCCAUCAGUCGAUGUUGAGUGUUGUUAGGUCCCUGACAGGAGCAUAUGGUAUUUUGUCUUUUGGUAUCAUAUUGCGUACAGUAAUGGUACUUAUUGCAACAAAUUAUUCAUCAAUUUCAAAAAUAUGGCUUUCAUUAAGAGAUGCUACAUUAUUUCUGUAUAAAUUAUUGUUUGGUGGCUAAUAAGUUAUAUCAAUCAAAACAAUCAAUUUUGGAAAAUAUAAUGUAAUGGGAUAGAUCAGAAAUCUACUCAUCAGUAGGCAGCUGGAGAACACACAGAUAAGAGGUAUUAAAGUUCCAAGCUCCCAGAGUCAGUGGCUCCUUCUUCAGGCGGAAGAGUUAAAGCGGAAGGAAGAGGAGUGAAGGUAAAGGACUAGUGGAGUUUAGGUAAAGGGGUAGAGUUCAGAAAAGUCACCCAGAACCCUGGGACGAGAAGGAAACACUAGCUGGUCAAAUCUUCUGACUGCUAUCCAGUUAGAACAAGGGACUGUGUCACUUGACAAAACAUUAAGGAUAAUGAAUCACUGAAGGCAAAUAUUUAGGGACCAAAUAUCUGUAUGAUUAAAUAUGAAACCUACGGAUCAACUGAACCUACUGAUACCAGAUGUCUGCUUCAUCCUGUAACAUAAUAAUGGAAUCACAGCUGACAAAAAGAUGUGAAACUCUUGAAAAAGCUACGCAGACUGAGACUGAUGAAGUUGUGGACACUCCUUGGAUAACAGGAAGCUCACAGAAUGAGACUCUGUCUUUAGCAGAACAAGUCAAAGAAGCUGCUGAAAGUGCUCUACAGAGUACAAACUUUGUAUAUGAAGAGACAUCAGGAAUGUAUUAUGACUACACUACUGGAUAUUAUUAUGAUGCUGAAAGAGGAUUAUAUUAUGAUGGAAAUAAUGGCAUUUAUUACUCCUACGACAGUGGAAGUGGUGAAUAUUUGUUCCAUUCCCAGAUUGAGCAAAAUCAAAAUGUACCCUAUGAAGCAGAGGAAAAGAAACGGAAGAAACUCAACAAGAAGAUAAGUAAAGAAAACAAAAAGUCUAAGACAGAAGAAAUUACAAAUGAUGACUGUGAUAAUGAAGGAAAGCAGGAUAGGGAUGACAACCGGGAAGAGGGUGAAUGCUCUGACAGCAGUCCAGAUGACAGUAGUAGCGAUAGCAGCAACAGUGACGAAUUAAAAGAAAAUCUUUUAGACAGUGACUGUUCAAAAGCUUAUCCACCAUGCAUGCGGAUUGUAGUGAAAGAAACAAAUGUGGAAAAAUUGAAGAUUGGUACCUUAUUUAUUGUGACAUAUACUGGAGGAACACUGGGUCGUGAAGGUGACCAUUCUGUGCUUAUUCCUGACAUCAACGUAAGCAAAUUCCACGCGAAAUUAAGUUUUGAUGAUGGAAAAUAUAGUAUAAUUGAUUUUGGUAGCAGAAAUGGCACUUAUCUAAAUGGUUCUCGUUUAUCUGCAUGUAAACAAGAAAGUGAACCAUUUGAAGUGGUGCAUGGAAGUAUACUGCAGGUGGGGGGAACGAAGCUUUUGUGUCAUAUCCAUUUGGGUCAUGACACAUGUGGACAUUGUGAACCCGGUCUCUUGCAGCAGGUGUCCUCUGAUAGAAAUGAGGAGAAGCUGACAAAAAGAAGUAUCUCUUACAAAACUGGGCUCAAACAACUCCAACGAAAAUUAUGCCCCCGAAUUCCUGAUCCAAGAGGCAAUGACGAUACCAGAUACCAAGAUAGAGCUGAACUAAGGCGCUGCACUGUUGGAUCUCAGAAUGAAAAUGAAAAGACAUAUACCGCCUCUUUGGAUGAGCCAAUUAAAUCAGAUAAUAAGGGCUUCAAGCUAUUAUCAAAAAUGGGUUGGAGUGAAGGAGAACCUCUGGGAAAAGAGAAGGCUGGAAGCACGGAACCGAUACCGCUGUCGGAGCAGCGCGGCACCGCGGGCCUGGGCAGCGACGCUCCGCCCCCACCGCCUUCUGGAGACGCCGCCGCCGCGCGCCGUUCCCAGCGCUGGAAGAAGGCGAAGCAGCGGUACGAGGCACUCAGCUAAUGCUGCUGCCACCGCCCGCGCCGUCGUUCGCGGAACAGACGUGACGGGUUUGAAUGAUGAUUCUGCGCACCUCACCCCCGUGCCUCGUGAGAUGCAGUAUGUUUCAACUUCCCGUCUAAUUGCAUUUUUAGUUUGUUUUCGCGCCGUUGUGUGUACUAAGACUUUUUCACACCACAAAAGCGAUGAAAAUGACCCCACUAUAUUCAGAUUUUCUUGAAGGAUGAUUCCACACACUAGGUGAGAUACAACACCGAGUGAAUUUUGUCGAACGUCCCGCCCCCUCUUGUCUUCGAAGGAGGAGCAGUUUUCACCUGGAGUCAUGACAGACUUGUGAGUAAGUAAUGGAGUUUAUAAAUUCUAGAAACGUUGCACGAAGGGGAAUAACGAAUAAAUCGCAUUCAAGAAGAGAGUGGCGUCUUAAGAUUGUUGGAUUUACUGUGCGAGUAACUAAUCAAUUAGCCUGGAAUCAACUGGCGAUGUGUAACUAGAUUGUGAUUGGAAAGAAUACAUCUUUAAUCACAGUUAACGCGUUCUCCCAGCAAACUGUUUUGUUCUUUCUUGAAAACGUUUGAUGAUGCAAAAUAUGGCAAGAUAGAACGAGGAAUGUUGGAAAAACAAAACACUGAUGAUGGUGUUCAUGAUCCAAGGAGCCAUUUCACAAUAAAUAAAAUAACAUUCAGAUUUUUAUUGUAAAUUUGUUAAGUGUGAAGAUACAUAUAAUAAAUAAUUUCCCGUGAA